AGAACCUCCUCCCUCCCCCCUCGCCCCCCUCCCGGGUUCCAGGGAGGACAAAAGGCGGCGAUGGCGGCGGCGGCUUCUCUGGGGCGGAGAGCCCUGCUCGGGUCGUGGCUGCUCCUGGCGGUCCAGGUCUCCUGUGAGUUUGGCAUGGUCCGCGUCUUUUCCGAGAAGGGGAGUUCCAAGGGGAAGGACUACUGCAUUCUCUUCAACUCCCAGUGGGCUCAUCUGCCCCAUGACCUGGGCAAGGCGUCUCUGCUGCAGCUGCAGGACCAGACGGUCUCCGUCCUGUGUGCUCCUUCAGAUGUCCCUGACGGCGGCUUCAGCAGCACCAUCCCCAUGGUCAUGCGGGGCAACUGCACCUUCUAUGAGAAAGUCCGCCUGGCCCAGAUCAACGGGGCAAGGGGGCUGCUGAUUGUCAGUCGAGAGAGGCUGGUCCCGCCGGCCGGCAAUCGCAGUCAGUAUGAGGAGAUCGACAUCCCGGUGGCUCUGCUGAGCUACGCGGACAUGCUGGAUAUUGGCAGGAGCUUUGGGCCCUCGGUCAAGGUGGCCAUGUAUGCCCCCAAUGAGCCAGUCUUGGACUACAACAUGGUGAUCAUCUUCGUGAUGGCUGUGGGGACGGUGGCUGUCGGAGGCUACUGGGCAGGGAGCAGAGAUGUCAAGAAGCGGUACAUGAAGCACAAACGGGACGACGGAAUGGAGAAGCACGAGGACGAGACGGUGGACGUCACCCCCAUCAUGAUCUGCGUCUUUGUGGUCAUGUGCUGCUCGAUGCUCGUCCUGCUCUAUUACUUCUAUGACCACCUAGUGUAUGCCAUCAUUGGGAUUUUCUGCCUGGCGGCUUCCAUCGGCCUCUACAGCUGCCUCUCCCCGUUUGUCCGAAGGUUUCCUCUGGGGAAAUGCAGGGUCCCCGACAACAACCUGCCCUACUUCCACAAGCGCCCCCAAGUGCGUAUGUUGCUCCUGGCUGUCUUCUGCGUCGCCGUCAGCCUGGUCUGGGGCAUCUUCCGCAAUGAGGACCAGUGGGCCUGGAUCCUGCAAGAUGCGCUGGGAAUCGCCUUCUGCCUUUACAUGCUCAAGACCAUCCGCUUGCCCACCUUCAAGGGCUGCACGCUGCUCCUCCUGGUCCUCUUUGUCUAUGACGUCUUCUUCGUUUUCAUCACGCCAUACUUGACGAAGACAGGAGAGAGCAUCAUGGUGGAAGUGGCUGCCGGCCCGACAGACUCCUCCACUCACGAAAAGCUUCCAAUGGUGCUGAAGGUGCCCCGACUCAACUUCUCUCCGCUGGCACUGUGUGACCGACCCUUCUCCCUCCUGGGAUUCGGGGACAUUCUGGUUCCAGGGCUCCUGGUGGCCUACUGCCAUCGCUUUGACAUCCAGGUCCAGUCCUCCCGGGUCUAUUUUGUCGCUUGCACCAUUGCCUACGGCCUGGGCCUCCUGGUGACCUUUGUGGCGCUCGCUCUGAUGCAGAAGGGGCAGCCGGCGCUGCUGUACCUGGUGCCGUCCACCCUCCUCACCAGCUUCGUGGUGGCGCUCUGGCGCAAGGAGCUGCCCAUGUUCUGGACGGGCAGCGGAUUUGCGAAAGACCUACCUCAGCCCCCCUUGGUGAUCUCCCCAGUCAGCUGCCCUGCGGCCCCCAAGGAGGAGACUUCUCCGUCGUCUCGCCCAGAAGCCAAGGACCAACCAGCCACCCCGACUCCCACGGAAGAGAUGGUCGGUGGCGGCAGCCCCCCGGAUGGCGGAGGAGAGGAGUCUGGCUGUGCCCCCUUCCUGGAAAAGGAGCAUGAGGAGGCAGUGGCUGCACAGACUGAGCCCACAGCGGCUUCCCCACAGCCGCCCCAUAUAGAGGAGCCCGGCGCUCGGGAGGACGGGAGAAAGAUCCCCUCUGACUAGGAGACCCCUUUUCGCCCCCAUCCCCCCCUCCCUUCCCCAUCACAGACUAACUUGAGACUAACUACAAGACGGACUCUGCCGCCUUUCGCACCCAGCACUGACGCGCACCACGUCCCUUUGGCCAUCCAGCGCCGGGAAACUGUGUGCAAAGAAGAGGACAGGCGCUUCACUUCUGGCAUCCCCCCCCUUCCCCAAAUAUGGUGCUUAAUGAAGGUCCCGGUUAGAAUUUCAGCGAUAGCUUAAAAGCGAAAUAGCAGAUGCCUUUCCCUUCCUGUUUCAUGAUGCUGGGAUAGUAUUCAGAUAACUUUUCCUAGGAAAACAUAGGCAGUAUUUUGAGCUUGGGGGGGGGGGACAGACUGGGCUGGCGUUGCUUUAGGAUCACUGGGGUGGUGAAGAGAGAAGGGGAGCCCCCACCCCGCUUCCUGCUUUUUUUCUGGCCGUCUCUGGGCUGGAUUCUGUUGCUUCCAAAAGAGAUUCUCUCCCUCCCCCCC
Molecule: messenger RNA, 2378 nt
Organism: Lacerta agilis (Sand lizard)
Lineage: Eukaryota; Metazoa; Chordata; Lepidosauria; Squamata; Lacertidae
Gene: SPPL2B
Product: signal peptide peptidase like 2B
Exons: 15
Coding region: 61-1887 (608 amino acids)
Biological process (GO): membrane protein proteolysis
Cellular component (GO): Golgi-associated vesicle membrane; cytoplasmic side of endoplasmic reticulum membrane; lysosomal membrane
Molecular function (GO): aspartic endopeptidase activity, intramembrane cleaving
Source: RefSeq, a predicted model, not a curated record